CUUUAAAAACCUGAGGAAGCUUUUCAUAUAUCCUUAUGUACAUUGCUUAUUCUAAACAUUCUCACACUUGAGGUAUUGGUCGACGAGAUUUUCCGCCACUACGAACUAGAUUCAUUUAUAACAUUGUGAGCUCCUUUAAAAGUUGCUAGUGAUAUCAAACAAGGUCAACAUGGCUCCAAACCGCAUCGAAUACAAUUUUGCGGGUGCUCAAUCCGUAGAAUCAUUUGAUAGUGCUGAGUUUAGUGAAGAUGAUAUAUAUCACAUAGCUCCAAGAGAUAUUGAUGAUAUAGGUAUUGGUCUGGGCAAUGAAGUACAUCGACCGGUGAUACGUGGAAAUCUUUUCCUGGUAGGAUCCGGUCCCGGUGACCCUGAGCUGCUAACCAUGGCUGCAUACAGGCAUUUGUGUACCGCGGAUUUGGUUGUAUCCGAUCGGCUGAUUCCACAAGAGAUUUUAAAACUGGUCACCGGGGAUUUAAAGAUUGCGCGUAAACACCCUGGCAACGCGGACGCGGCCCAAGUUGAGCUGAUGGAUUGGUGCAUGGAAGGCAUACUGAGGGGCCAAAAAGUGGUUAGAUUAAAGAACGGCGACCCUUUUCUGUACGGCCGGGGAGGGGAGGAAGUCAACUAUUUUAGAAGGUUUCAUAUUGAUCCUGUGGUAAUACCAGGUAUUUCAAGCUCGUUAAGCGCACCACUUCUGGCAGGGAUUCCCCCAACCCACAGAGGGGUGGCUGACCAGGUAUUAAUAGCUACCGCACACGGCAAAAAUGAUACUAUACCGGACUUGCCACCUUACGCACGGAAUCGUACUACGAUAUUUCUGAUGUCGAUUGGACGGCUAAAUACACUUACAAAAGGCCUGAUGCAGGAAGCAGGCUUCCCCACAGACACUCCAGCGGCCAUCAUCGAAAAAGCGUCCCAUUCCAACGGACAACAACGUGUAUUCAAAAGUACAUUAGAACACAUCGCACGCAUAGCCGAUUUAGAAAAUGUAAAGCCGCCAGGGGUGGUGGUUGUUGGUCACACUGUUAACGCCAUCACAGAAAAUUACAAGUUCUGA
Molecule: messenger RNA, 1057 nt
Organism: Sphaeroforma arctica JP610
Lineage: Eukaryota; Ichthyosporea; Ichthyophonida
Exons: 1
Coding region: 170-1057 (295 amino acids)
Biological process (GO): siroheme biosynthetic process
Molecular function (GO): uroporphyrin-III C-methyltransferase activity
Source: RefSeq, a predicted model, not a curated record